AUGGGAGGAGAGAACGGGCAGGGCGGGGGGGGGUCGCAACUGGACAGCGCGGAGCUGGACGUGCUGGAGAAGGCAGUGCGCAUCCUGCACCUGCGCUACCGCUCCUGCCUGCGCCCCCACAACCCGUUCCCCGUCCCGUCCCAACACCACUCACCCCACAUUCCCCUUCCCCCCCUAACCCGCACCCCCAUCCCUCCCUUCACCCGCACCCCUCAUCCCCCCCUCACCCCGACGCUCCCUCCCCCCGCUCCCCGCUCCCCGCUCCACCCUCCCACGCCCACGCUCCCACACCCACAGAGAACGGGCGGGGCGGGGGGAGGGCGACCCCCUUCUUCUACUCUUUCCCACAACCUCCCCAUCGCCCCCGCAACCUCCCCACAACCCCUCCCCUUCCCCCACCAGGGCGAUCCCCGUCGCCUGGCCCUCUUUGCCUUCCGCACAUUCGCCCUGCGCGCCGAGCUGGACGCGGAGGCCCUCCGCGACCUGGACGAGCCUCCCCCAGGCAACGCCUGGCCCGUCUCCUCCUACCGCGUCGGCACCCCGCGGCUCAGAGCCCUCCUAGAAGACAUGGUAGAGGAGGUGGAGAGCCUGUGGAACGCCACUAACAGGACUCUCUAUGAGGUUGCUAUAGUGCUCGCGCCGGUUCUGGCUCAGUACGCGUUGCUGGGGAAGGCGGUGGGAAUGGCUAUGGAGCAGUAUUACGCGCGGCUGACUGUGAGGAAGCACGGGCGGGUGGUCAUGGCGGUGGGAGAUGAGAUUAUCCUGUGGGACGAUGGGUUGGAAGAUGUUAGGGAGCUGUUUUUGGCUGAAAAGGCAGCAGAUGAGCAGCCGUUGGGUUCGGCCGUGAGAAUCGACAGCAUGAAUGAUUACUCGUGGUUUGUCUCUUGGAACGGGACGUCUGCAGUGGAUAAUAUCCCGAGUGAAGUUUCAGUGAAGAAACUGCUGCACUCGAUCGGGGCGCCGACGGCGCGGCUGGCGGGGUUGAGAGCGCGGGAUAAGGGGCUCCUGAUGGGUGUGACUGUACCGGAUGUGAGAAUAGAGGCAGAGAAACGGGUGCUGGCGCAGCUGCAAUGGGUGGUGGACGGCGGGGGGAAGCUGGAGAUUAAAGCCGCUCGGCCGCAGCACCAGGGGAUCAGUGCGGGCGUGGGGGAGAGGGAGGUGAUAGGGAGGGGGAAGAGAGCGGCGGGAGGGGGAACAGGGGUGGCGGCAGGGGGUGGUGCGGGAGGGGCGGGGGCGGCAGGGGGAGGGGGAGCGGGAGGGGGAGCAGGGGGAGCGCUGGGCGGAGGAGGAGGGGGGGAUGAUAAGGCACUGCUGAAGAGAUCGUUUGCCAAGAGGCUUGAAUCUCUGGACUCAGCAGGAAUGGACGAGCCCGAGCCAGCACAUGAAAUCCCCUAUGAGGACCUUGUAGAAGCCACAAAGAACUGGGCGGACGACCUGCAGCUUGGGGAAGGGGGCUCCGCGAUUGUGUAUAAGGGAGUGUCGCCGGAUGGAGAGCUGUGGGCGGUGAAGCGAGGGAAGAAGGGCGGGCUAACACGGCUUCAGGACUACCAUAGGGAGAUCGAGGCAGUUUCCAAGAUGCUUCACCCGAACCUGGUGCGCCUGAUGGGAUUCUGCCAUGAGAACGAGGAGCAGGUGUUGGUCUACGAGUAUGUGGCCAAUGGGACGCUCAGACAACAUCUAUCCCCGUUACAAGGCGACACGGAGAAGGGGGUGCUGUCGUUUGAGCAGCGGAUAGAGGCGGCGGUGGGGGUGGCCGAGGCUCUGCUGUACCUGCACUCGUGCAAGCCUGUGUUGGUGCAUCGAGAUGUGAAGAGCCUUAAUGUGUUCAUGGAUGACGAUUUACAGCCGAAACUAGGGGACUACGGCAACCUCAAAUCGAUAGGCGACGACGAAAGCGCCACCACACACACGCGCGUGGUGGGCACACCAGGCUAUCUGGACCCGCAAUACUGCCAGACGAGUGUGGUGUCUGUGUGGAGUGAUGUGUACAGUUUCGGAGUCGUCAUGCUGGAGCUCAUCACAGCCAAGCCUCCGGUGCUCAAGGAAGCUGACGAUUCCGGAGAGAGAAUGGCACUCGCGAAAUGGGCCACCCCUGCCAUCUGUGCCGGGAAUCUAGACGCAGUAGUCGACCCCAAUCUAGCCCAGGCGUUCCCCCAGCAGCCGAUGCAGGCAUUCGCCAGCCUGGCAGCCAUGUGUGUGCAGCGGCAGCCCAAGGACCGACCCAGCAUGCAGGAGGUGGUGCGAAGGCUCAAGGUCAUUCGCCAGGCAGCAGCAGCAGCAUCAGUCUCCUCCCCUCCGCCCAUCAACACGCGCACCAACCCAUCAAUGCAACGAAUCCUCCCCCCCAAGCCCGGCAGCCGGGGCUCCUGGCGAGACAACCAGCACCUCACUCCGCCCAUGUCGCCCCUUCUACCCACCACCCCCGAACCCUCCUACUCCCCCCGCGCCGCUGCCGCUGCCGGCGGCGGCAGCAGCGGGAUGAAAGAACACCAGCCUUCAAGGCACAGGCUCAGCCAAACGCAACUAGACAAGCAGCAACAGCAGGCGCAACAGUCGCAACAGCUAUCCCAGCAGCAAUUACCACCCCAGCACCACCACACCUCCCACUUCGCCCAGUCACCACAGCCCUCCACUCUUCCUCCCUACAUGUCCACAAUCCCCAAGUCAAAAUCGGCCGAUGUGCCGGGUGCGGCAGCAGCGGCAGGGGGAGGAGGGGCGGCAGCGGCACAUGCGAAUGCACAUGUGCAUGCGAGAACAAACUCUAUGGUUUCGCAAGCUGGUGCGGGUGGGUCUGUGCCAGUGGCGGCACAGGCGGAGUCGAGCAGAGGGCGCAUGUAUGGGCUGGGGCGGAAGGGGAAGAUGGUGAGUGCUGCUGCUUUGCUCCCAGGGGAUAAGGCGAACAGGCAGGUGACAGAGGUGACUUUUGAGUCGAAUCAAAAGUCACCUCAUGAUGAGGGGGGUGCCAUGCAAAAGGAGAUGGCAGCACUGGCGAAGCUGCAGCACACGAAUCUGGCAGCCAUCCUGGGAUAUGCAGCAGACAAGGAGGAUAUGCAGAUCGCCUAUGACCUCCCUCCCAACUGCACGUGCCUCGAGAACUACCUCUUUCCAGAGGAUGGAGAGGGAGAGUUUUUGCCGCUGAGAGUACGCCUCAAGGUGGCAGUGGGGAUCGCCAAGGGGCUGACCUUCCUGCACUCGAGUGCAGUGGUGCAUGGGAACCUGCUGUCGAGAAACAUCAUGCUGGAUAAGAACUUUACGGUGCUGUUGACUGGCUAUGGUUUGGCGACCAUGCUGUCCAAGACCAGCACACGCAAGAACCUCAAAGGCCCGGAUGGCAUGGCCAAGGACGCGUUCGACUAUGGGGUGGUGCUAUUCGAGCUGCUGACGGGGCGGAGGGGAGCGCUGGUGGCGGACAGGGAGGGCGCGGACGGGCUGAUCGCGUGGGCAGAGCCGCGCAUCGAGGAGUACGAGCUCAGCGCUGCUUGCGCCGAGCCCACUAAACGAGUGAGUGAGUGGCUGGGGAAGGAGGAGGCGGGUGGAAGAAGUGUGCAUGGUGGUGCGGAUGCUGGAUGUGCUGGUGAAAGAAUGUGUUCAGGAGGACCCCAUGUGCCGACCCACCAUGAAAGAUUUGGUGGUGAGACCAUACAGUCUCCAAGAGUCUCUGGCGUCGCAGUGAGGGGGGUGUAG
Molecule: messenger RNA, 3684 nt
Organism: Closterium sp. Naga37s-1
Lineage: Eukaryota; Viridiplantae; Streptophyta; Zygnematophyceae; Desmidiales; Closteriaceae
Source: the annotation of a GenBank genome assembly